Messenger RNA from Cryptococcus wingfieldii CBS 7118, 1761 nucleotides. RefSeq lists its product as hypothetical. The coding region runs from base 1 to 1761 and encodes 586 amino acids. The transcript has 7 exons. The record is from RefSeq and is a predicted model, not a curated record. Lineage: Eukaryota; Fungi; Basidiomycota; Tremellomycetes; Tremellales; Cryptococcaceae.
AUGGAAGUCAUUAUUAACGAUGUCUCGCCCCAGCUCGAGUACUAUACCGGCGAAUCAUCUACCUCCGGGUGGAUAGUGAACCACGGCCUGAAUACGACGUACCCGGAUACAUAUACGUCCUCCUACCUCAAAUCUACAUUCCACGGCACAUUCGGUGACGGCGAUCGCGUCGUCUAUACGUUCAACGGCACGGAAGUAGGGGUGUUUGGUGGUAAGAGGCCGAAUCAUGGAAGUUUUGGCGUGAUAUUGGACGACGAAGCCGAAAUCGUCUCGGACGGGUACUCGGAAAAGUCGAUAUUCAACCAAGCUUUAUAUACCAGAUCCGGAUUGGAUCCUUCUGUUGAGCAUACCAUCACGAUAACAAACAGACCGAACGACCAAACAUCUGCCGCAGCGGGGAUAGACCACUGGCUCGACAUUGACUACAUCUCGACUUCUCUCCCUCUCUCUGAAGGUACACAGCUCCAAACGACUUUCAUCGAUGAUACCUCGGUAAUUAUCAUGUAUCCGGAUACUUGGGCGCUGUUCGGUUCGGGCGAUGGAGGGUUUUACAAUUUGACGGAUCAUCUCACUAGUACGAUUGGGGAUGAGAUGUCUUUUCAAUUCACAGGCUCGUCGAUUCAACUAUUCGCCAGCGUCAACACCGACCACGGCAAUUACUCUGUCACCCUCGACGGAGGUGAUGCGAGGGUGUAUAAUGCAGAGAACUGGGAGUUGAUUUAUGGAACCCCCAUGUUUACCGCCACCGGCCUGGGCGAAGGCAACCAUACCAUCAAACUUUCCAACCUCGGCGGCGGCGGUGGCGAGAAUGUGUUUGGGUUCGACUAUGCUGUCGUCAACUCUACCUCGUCUUCUCCUUCAUCAUCGGCAGGGGUAUCGGCCACUACGAAGGUCAUUUCGUCUGCUGGGGAAAAUCCAUUCACUGUCACAGAGCAUCAAUCUUCUUCUGCUUCCCCUUCACCUUCUUCGUCUGCCUCUUCAUCCAACUCCACAGCCAUAGUAGGCGCCUCCUCCGACUCCUCCUCAUCUUCCACCAACGUCGGAGCCCUCGCAGGUGGCAUAGUCGGCGGCCUCAUCGCCCUCUCUCUCCUCACCUUCCUUGCAUUCUGGCUCCUGAGACGCCGUAGACGGCAGCAGCAGCAACACAAGCCGAGAGUAGACAGUUUUUAUGCGGGGUGGGCGCCUGCUCCUGGACCGCCCGCUGGGGAAGUUUGGCCUGGUGUAUACUCUGGCGGUGGACUUGGGACGAGUGAGGUGAGGGAAGCAAGACCGGGAAACAGUAAUACUGUAACGCACCCUUCCAUGUCUUCUUACCCUGCUCCUUCUCCUCCCGUUGCUGGGGCUUACGCAAGACCCGGUACUCCCUGCUCAACCCCAUCAUCCCACCAAUCAUACCCCCAAUCACCAUCCCCAUCCCAGCCCCAGCAAGAAGACUCCUCUCCCUUAUUCUUCGCGCACGUCCCACCUCCACCAACAUCCAACGCCUCAAGCUACCCGCUGAGUUUCUAUACUCCUUCGGCUCUACCGACGAGUUAUGCGGCUUCUUCUCGAGCUUCGGAAGAACAGGAGUCUCUUCCGAGAGGUCUGAAUAGAUACCAGCAAGGGUUUGGGCUGGGCGGCGGAGGAGGGAAUGCUUUGAGGUUGUCGGAAGGACCGGACCAGCCGGACCAAGAAGGAGGAGGAAGGGGAGUGUUGCCUCCGGAUUAUGCGCAAGCGACACGGCCGUUACCAGGAGAGAUGCCUCGUAGUGGGAGGCCAUGA